Molecule: messenger RNA, 1650 nt
Organism: Phycomyces blakesleeanus NRRL 1555(-)
Lineage: Eukaryota; Fungi; Mucoromycota; Mucoromycetes; Mucorales; Phycomycetaceae
Exons: 6
Coding region: 1-1650 (549 amino acids)
Molecular function (GO): ATP-dependent protein folding chaperone; ATP binding
Source: RefSeq, a predicted model, not a curated record
AUGACAGUCGGUUCAAAUAAAUUUGUAAUCUCAGUAGGAAUAGAUUUUGGCACCUCAUCGUCUGGAUGCUCUUAUGCCUAUAUGGAUGAUGCGGCUGUUACUGUGAUUGAUAUACCAGACCGGGCGAGAAAUAUCAAAACACCAACACAAUCUUUGUAUCGAAAAAACACAAAAGAAUUUGUGUGCUGCGGAUUCAAAGCCGUAAAACAAGGCAACAGACAUGAGACUGGUUAUGAUUUAAUAACCAAUGUCAAGAUGGCGCUGAAUUCUCGGUCCAAAGAUCCCAAAAGUUCCAAACACAGUUUAGAAACAGUUGAUGUUAUAAGGGACUAUUUCAGAAAUUAUUACAUUCAAAUCAUGAAGUAUUUAAAAUCAAAGGAUCCAAGUUUGAAUGAUCCCUCCAGAUUCAGAUAUUGUCUUACUGUUCCUAAUCUCUACUCGGAUAAUGCUAGACUUAUUAUGAGAAGAGCCGUAAUCGAAGCUGGCAUAGUAAAAAAAGAUGACAUUUGUGAUCAACUACUGAUCAUCAAUGAAUCUGAAGCUGCGGGUCUUUGGUGUGAGCAUAUUUCUCCUAAUCUCGAUUUGACUCACGAUAAGUACUUCAUGGUUUGCGAUGCUGGUGGAUAUUCAGUUGAUGUUUCAGUUUUACAAAUCGACACAUCUUCGGGAAAGUCAUUCCGUGAAGUAAUAGCCAGCUCAGGAAGCUUUUGUGGGUCGAUGUGUCUGGAUGAUUGCAUGGAACGUCUACUCCGAAAUCGGCUCUACCUCCGGGAUACCUCUAAUAAACAUAUAAAACGUCUUAUGGAUGAAUUUGUAAAUACUAUCAAACCUGAGUUUGAUGGAACACAAAACGUUCAAUUGACUUUACCAGAAGAAUUACGAUUAAUUUUUGAUCCUAUGGCUGAAAUUGGGGAAGGAAAAUUAUAUAUAUCUGUUCGUGAAAUGAAAGAAGAUGUUUUUGAUCCCAUAAUUCGUCAUGUAAUUCAUUUGAUCAGAGAUCAAUUCAAAAAAAUGAGAAACAAACACAUACACGUUAUGUUUGUUACUGGAGGAUUUGGAGAAUCUCCUUACCUAACCCAUCGCAUCAAGGAAGCCUUUGAAUCUCGCCUGGAUUUUCUUCAUUUUCUUCGUGAAAAAGAUGGAGCUGUAAGACGAGGAGCAGCUCUAUUUGGCCUCAACCCUGAGGUUAUAGAUCAGCGCAUCCUACAGAGAACCUAUGGCUUUAAUAGUGUCAUCAAAGAUGGAUUUACCAAAAGAAAUUGCUUCACCAUUUGGGCAAGAAAAGGCCAGCCUAUAAGGGAGAAUAUGUGGAUAGAAGGCUGGACAUCAUGGGUUAGAGGAAAGUUUGACUUAUCGAUAAGCAUAGCUCUUUAUUCUUAUGAUGGAGAUGAACCUGUAAAAAUGUACAAACCACAAGGCGCUAAGUUGGUGGCUAAAUUUGACACCCAAUUUCGAAUAGCUUUGAAGCCAGGAAAAGAUAGAGCAAAUCUUAAUAUCUUUAUACGUUUUUGCUUGGGCAACAUUCGUGUGAAGGUUAAUAUUAUUGACAAGACCUAUACUUAUCCUCCACAAUAUUAUGACAACGAGCUUUUGAGCCCAGAGCAAAACCUUGACUCUUCUGGUCCACAUUUACACAUAGAUAUCCGCUGA